CCUCCCCCCUCCCCAGACCCAUCUUCCUUCCUUUUCUUCCAUCCCUCCUCUUUCUCUGUCCCUCCAAUUUCAAUUCAUACUGAUUUCUCCUCUAUCCGUCUAGCCUCCCCUCCCCACCUUCCUCACUAACCAAUAGAUGCCCGGCCAGUAAUGGAGGAUUUCCUACCCGACAUGUAAGCGAACGUUCCCUUCAGCCGGCGGAUUCUUCCUUCGUUUGAAAAGACAAAACAAAAACAGCAACAACACAACAAACAAGGGAAAAAAAGGCUGAAGAAGGACAGGGGAAGAUUCGGCCUCUGCACUCAGUGGAAGCCAAAAUGUCGACUAGAACGCCAUUGCCCACAGUGAAUGAGCGAGACACAGAAAAUCACACUUCCCUUGAUGGAUAUGGCGAAUCACAAAGCCAGCCCUCCAAAUCAAGUAGCAGACAAAAUCUGCCACGAUGUAGGAACUCAGUGGCAUCUACGACUGAAGAGCAACCCCAUGUUGGAAAUUAUAGGCUGCUAAAGACUAUCGGCAAGGGAAACUUUGCAAAAGUAAAAUUAGCACGACAUGUUCUAACUGGAAGGGAAGUUGCUGUUAAAAUAAUUGACAAAACUCAGCUCAAUCCUACCAGUCUACAAAAGCUCUUUCGAGAAGUAAGAAUUAUGAAGAUUUUGAAUCAUCCCAAUAUAGUGAAAUUAUUUGAAGUAAUAGAAACUGAGAAGACGCUGUAUUUAAUUAUGGAGUAUGCAAGUGGGGGAGAAGUUUUUGAUUACUUAGUUGCACACGGAAGAAUGAAAGAAAAAGAAGCAAGGGCAAAGUUUAGACAGAUUGUUUCAUCGGUAGAAUACUGUCAUCAGAAGUGUAUUGUACAUAGAGAUCUCAAGGCAGAAAAUUUGCUGCUUGAUGCAGAUAUGAAUAUAAAAAUUGCAGAUUUUGGCUUUAGUAAUGAAUUUACAAUUGGUAGCAAAUUAGACACAUUUUGUGGAAGUCCACCAUAUGCAGCACCAGAGCUUUUUCAAGGAAAAAAAUACGAUGGCCCAGAGGUGGAUGUUUGGAGUCUUGGCGUCAUCCUUUACACAUUAGUUAGUGGAUCUUUACCUUUUGAUGGCCAAAAUUUAAAGGAAUUAAGGGAAAGAGUGUUGCGAGGAAAAUAUCGUAUUCCUUUCUAUAUGUCAACUGACUGUGAAAACUUGCUCAAAAAACUCCUGGUAUUAAAUCCUGCCAAACGAGGCAGUUUGGAACAAAUUAUGAAGGAUCGAUGGAUGAACGUUGGUUUUGAGGAGGAGGAAUUAAAACCAUACAGUGAACCAGAACCUGACUACAGUGAUCCCAAAAGAAUAGAAACGAUGAUCACUAUGGGUUUCCCAAGAGAAGAAAUUACUCAAUCCCUUGUGGGACAGAAGUAUGAUGAAGUCAUGGCCUGUUAUCUAUUAUUAGGCAGGAAACCUCCAGAGUUUGAAGGCAGUGAAUCUGUAUCCAGCAGUAACCUGUGUCAAAGGUCUCGACCCAAUAGCGAUCUCAACAACAGCUCUACGCAGUCCCCUGCACAUUCGAAGGUCCAGCGCAGUAUAUCAGCGAAUCAGAAACAGCGACGGUUUAGUGAUCAUGGUGGGGAUGACAUUCAAACAUCUGGCCCAUCAAUCCCACCUGCUGUAUCAUACACCAAACGAACUCAAGCAAACAGUGUAGAAAGUGAACAGAAAGAAGAGUGGGACAAAGACCUGGCUCGCAAAUUAAGUAGCACCACUGUGGGUUCCAAAGCUGAUGUCCCUGCAAGCCCACUUGCAGGUCUUGAAAGGAAGAAGUCUAUGACUGGUCCAAGUAACAACAUGGUUCCAGGUAUGACAAGAAGAAACACUUAUGUUUGCGAGCGAUCCACUGGAGAUCGGUAUUCUGCGGUGCAGAAUGGAAAAGACAGCAGCCUAAUUGAAAUGUCUGCUUGUGCAAGCAGUACUUCCACAUCCAUCGCAAGUCCUGCAGGAUCUUCUGGAGUACCUUCAGCACGCCCUCGACACCAGAAAUCAAUGUCAGCUUCUGGUCAUCCAAUCAAGGUCACUCUGCCUUCCAUAGAUGAUGGCAGUGAAGGUUACCGAUCCAGCACUGCAGCUCAGAGGGUACCUGCUGCUUCCCCUUCUGCACAUAGUAUUAGCACUGCAACUCCAGAUAGAACCCGCUUCCCUCGAGGUAGCUCCAGCCGAAGCACUUUUCAUGGGGGACAGCUGCGGGAACGCCACACUGCCACGUACAAUGGACCACCAGCUUCACCAACACUGUCACAUGACACUGGUGCCCUUUCACAAGCUCGAAGGGGAACUUCAACUGGUAUCAUAAGCAAGAUCACCUCCAAAUUUGCCCGCAGGGGCCCGAGUGAAGGUGAAGGCAGUGGCAGAGCUGACACUGCAAGGAGUAUGUCAGGAGAACCAAAAGACAAAGAAAGAGAUGACAGCAAAGAUGCAAAACCAAGAUCUUUGAGGUUCACAUGGAGCAUGAAGACAACUAGUUCAAUGGAUCCCAAUGAUAUGAUGCGAGAGAUCCGAAAGGUGCUGGAUGCUAAUAACUGUGACUAUGAGCAACGAGAAAGGUUCCUUUUGUUCUGUGUUCAUGGUGAUGCUCGACAGGACAACUUGGUUCAAUGGGAAAUGGAGGUCUGCAAGUUGCCACGUUUGUCUCUAAAUGGUGUUCGUUUUAAGCGAAUAUCAGGAACGUCUAUAGCAUUCAAGAACAUUGCAUCCAAAAUUGCAAAUGAGCUGAAGUUGUGAAGAAAAACUGUAAUAUGAGAUCAGGGAAGUUUCUUGUAUGAUAUACAGUUCACUCAUGAAUGUACUGGUAUUAUUGCUAAUGUGCGUGAGUUUGGCCACCAAUCCCACUUCCUCCCUCAUACCAAUAAACGGUUAGAAAUUUCCGUCGCAAUAAGUUUAUAUAUAUUGUGAUUAUAAAUUGUAAAACCUGGAUCCGUAUGGCUUAUUGUGAAUUAGCUUUAACGAAUUGUGAUCUUAUUUCCACAUGUACAGGUAAGUAUAUUGAGCAUUGUCACAGCUUAUGUUCAUAUAGUUGUACAAUAAAAAGUAAUACCUAACAUCUACAGGUACUGUAUAGUUGUGUCCUGAUUUAUGUACAGAAAUGCUCAUUUUAAUGUUCCAUGUGUUUUUGAGCUUGAAAUUCUUUAGCACUAACUACAUUUUGGGUGUUAGAUAAAUAAAGGUUUGUGAUUUCAUAUUAUUGAAAUUUGAUCUCCCCUUUCCACUCCACCACAAAACUGAAGCCAUUAUGAUCUUUUGUUAUCUGGAUGUCCAGUAUAAUUCCCUCCAUAUUAUGAUAUCGUCAUUAAUAGCACAAAACAGCUUUGGAAAAGUUGCUCAGGAAAUAUCAUUCACCUUUGAGGAUGAUGGUCCUCAUCAUUUUGUUUGUGCUCUGUGAGAUUACAAAUACGCACCAUUCACAUUUUCAAAUCGUGUAUAAUAUAGUAAAGCUCACAUGUUAAAUGGUAUGAUUUCCUGCCCUAACUGUAAUCUCUUGUACUGAAUAGUUUACCAGAUUUCCUGUAUUUAUUCCAGGACAGUAUACCUGUAAUGUGCAUUGUAAUUAUUAGGCCUUCACAAAUGAAAGGAUUUUUUUCCUUUAUUACUAGUGAUGUACAAUGUAAAACCACUAGUAAUGGUACAUUUAAUACAUGUUUUGUACCAAAUUAACCAUGUAGGUUAAUUGUGCAAUUGUAUUUUAUGUUGUAAUUAUUGUAAUAUUAGCAUUUGACCCUGUCUGCACUCUUGUGACAAUUUGGAAAAGUAAUCGAACCCUGUCAAUAUACAUGUUGUGAUCAGAUAUGCACUCUGAUUAUCAGAAGGUAAACUAAGUCUGUGAUUGCCUAAACAUUCAGCAAUCUUAGGCUGAAGCUUUGGAUUGUAAAUACUCUGUAAUGUAGCUUAUUUCCAGUGGCGGUUGUGUUUCAGAAUGAUGUGGAACUUGCUGUCUUAGAAGAUGCUUGGACAGUCAUACUUGCCCCUCCCCUUUAUGUUAAAUGAGAGGAGCUCAGUGCAAGGUACAUGGAUACAUUUUCACUGGUGCAAGAUAUUAAAACAAAUUUGAAAUGACUGGAACAUGGUGUAAGUUUUAUUUCAUUUUAACCUUUUCAUAGGAUUGUUUUCUUCAGAUCAUUGGAUGUCAAGAUAAAAGCAUUCAUUCUUUUAUUUACAUUCUGUUACUUUUUUUUAUAACAGAUUACAUUCCUUACAUUACAUAAAAAUGGCAUAUUUAAGAAAGUAACCUUACAAAGAAACUUGAUUAUUACAUUAGUAAUGGACAGUAUUGUCCAAAUAGAGAAGAAAGCAACAGUCCAUCCUUUGUACAAUGUGGCAAAUGGGACCAAAUUUUGUACAUUAAAGUUCUGCAGCUUAAAUUAUCAUAAACUUGUUUAUAUGGCAUCUAAAAUAGAAUAGAACAAAUAAAUAUUAUUCAAUAUUUUUGCUUUUAAUCAAGAUUGCUCUCUGGAAUAUGGCAUUUUGUCAUCCUAAUUAUAUAACAAUCUUUUAAGUUUUAAAAAAACAUUUGUUUUGAAUAUUCAUGUAUGAAAUCACUAAAUUAAAAGUCGCUAUGUUAAUUUUAGAUUUACUUUGUCACUUUCUAUUAGUCAAAGAAAAUUUCAAAAAAGCAAAAUACUGAAAAUAUUUAGCAGGCCAAGGUACCAUAAGCAAAGAGGAACAGGGAGCUAAUUUUUUUCAGGUGAUAGCAUUGCAGUGGAACUGGGUUCAGAGAGGUAACCAAUUGAUGAUGCCAAAUCGUUUUCUCACCCGAUAAUGAGUAUUUCCAUCAUUUCCUAUUUCGUUUUCCAGCAUUUGCGGUAUUUUGCUUUUAAUAGAAAUUGCUUUCUGGAAUUGUCCAAAGCUGAACUAGAUUUUUCACAACCUUGGUAUCCUUGAACUGAGCCUCCAUUUCUCUUUAAAUAAUGUCAUCAAUACUGCCUCUUUCCUGUUCUGUAAUGUUGUCAUCUGUCCUUUAUCCCAAGACAUUGUUUUUGAGCUGUUCAUGUUUUCAAACGUUGAUGUAUAACUGUGCCAAGGUGGGAUUUUGUUCUUACCUUUAAACUGUAGUUACAAUUUGUAAACUAAUUAGGUUGAGAUUUAAACUAAUUAAACUGCUUUUUAAACUAAUUAGGACUGUAUCCAUAACAUCCUAAAUGGUACAGUACAACACAAAAUGCUGGAUCUAUGGAA
Messenger RNA from Mobula hypostoma (lesser devil ray), 5192 nucleotides. It is a transcript of the gene mark1, whose product is annotated as MAP/microtubule affinity-regulating kinase 1. NCBI's taxonomy places the organism in Eukaryota, Metazoa, Chordata, Chondrichthyes, Myliobatiformes, Myliobatidae. The transcript is spliced from 18 exons. The coding region runs from base 318 to 2744 and encodes 808 amino acids. Gene Ontology annotation, molecular function: ATP binding; tau-protein kinase activity; protein serine/threonine kinase activity. The record is from RefSeq and is a predicted model, not a curated record. Gene Ontology annotation, biological process: microtubule cytoskeleton organization; protein phosphorylation; intracellular signal transduction. Gene Ontology annotation, cellular component: cytoplasm.